UCAGUACGGCGGCCGCGAGGGGCUCCUCCCCCCUCCCCUCAGACGGGGCGAGGGCGGCGAUGGCGCGUCCGGCGGAGGCGGCUGCGGGCGCCGCUCCGGCCCCUCCGGCCCCUCGGUCCCCCGGCCGCGGCCGGGGCUGUGAGUAGGGCCCGCACAGACAUGAGGGACAAGUUAGUUUUGAGGCAGAAGUUCAGAUUCCUUCCUCUCCAAGUAGCCAACUCUUCACCCCAGGCAUCUAUUAACAAGCUAAAAGUGACAGAACCAUGGCUCAGUUUCCAACACCUUUUGGGGGCAACCUGGAUAUCUGGGCUAUUACUGUGGAAGAGAGAGCAAAACAUGAUCAACAGUUCCAUAGUCUGAAACCAACUGCUGGAUUUAUCACUGGUGAUCAAGCCAGGAACUUUUUUUUCCAAUCUGGGUUACCUCAGCCAGUGCUAGCACAGAUAUGGGCUCUAGCUGACAUGAACAACGAUGGCAGGAUGGAUCCCCUGGAGUUCUCCAUAGCCAUGAAGCUGAUCAAGCUGAAGCUCCAGGGUUACCAGCUCCCGGCCGCGCUGCCGCCCGUCAUGAAGCAGCCGCCCCUCGCCCUGCCCGCUGCCCCAGGCUUUGGUCUCGGGGGCAUUGCCAACAUGCCAUCCCUCAGCAGUGUGCCCAUGGCCUCCAUCCCAGUGGUGGGGAUGUCCCCCCCACUGGUGUCCUCUGUCCCUGCUCCCCUGGCUAACGGAGCUCCUGCUGUCAUCCAGCCCCUGCCUGCUUUCGCUCACGCCGCCACUUUGCCAAAGAGUUCUUCCUUCAGCCGCUCGGGGCCGGGAGCUCAGCUCAAUGCAAAGCUGCAGAAGGCACAAUCCUUCGACGUGGCCAGCUCUCCUGCUGUGGCAGAGUGGGCUGUGCCUCAGUCCUCGCGCCUCAAGUACCGGCAGCUCUUCAACAGCCACGACAAAACCAUGAGUGGACACUUGACAGGUCCCCAAGCAAGAACGAUUCUCAUGCAGUCAAGUUUACCCCAGGCUCAGCUGGCUACAAUAUGGAAUCUGUCUGACAUUGAUCAAGAUGGGAAGCUGACAGCUGAGGAGUUUAUCCUGGCUAUGCACCUCAUUGAUGUAGCAAUGUCUGGUCAGCCCCUGCCACCUGCACUGCCCCCAGAGUUCAUCCCACCUUCCUUCAGAAGGGUCCGCUCUGGCAGUGGCAUUUCUGCUGCCAGCUCAGUGUCUGUAGACCAAAGGUUACCAGAAGAACCAGCACUGGAAGAAGAACAGCAGCAACUGGAAAAGAAAUUACCAGUGACGUUCGAGGACAAGAAGCGGGAGAACUUCGAGCGGGGGAACCUGGAGCUGGAGAAGCGCCGGCAGGCGCUGCUGGAGCAGCAGCGCAAGGAGCAGGAGCGGCUGGCGCAGCUGGAGCGGCAGGAGCAGGAGCGCAAGGAGCGCGAGCGGCAGGAGCAGGAGCGCAAGCGGCAGCUGGAGCUGGAGAAGCAGCUGGAGAAGCAGCGGGAGCUGGAGCGGCAGCGCGAGGAGGAGAGGAGGAAGGAGAUCGAGAGGAGGGAGGCUGCCAAGAGGGAGCUGGAGAGGCAGAGGCAGCUGGAGUGGGAGCGGAACCGGCGGCAGGAGCUGCUGAACCAGAGGAACAAGGAGCAGGAGGACAUUGUGGUGCUCAAGGCUAAGAAGAAAACCCUGGAAUUUGAGCUGGAGGCUCUGAAUGAUAAAAGGAACCAGUUGGAAGGGAAGCUUCAGGAUAUCCGGUGUCGGCUGUCGACCCAAAGACAAGAAAUUGAAAGUACAAAUAAAUCCAGAGAACUCAGAAUUGCAGAAAUCACCCACUUGCAGCAGCAGCUACAGGAGUCCCAGCAGAUGCUGGGCAGGCUGAUCCCAGAGAAGCAGCUGCUCAAUGAUCAGCUCAAGCAAGUGCAGCAGAACAGUUUGCACAGGGAUUCCCUGCUCACCAUCAAGAGAGCCUUGGAAGCCAAGGAACUGGCACGGCAGCAGCUCCGGGAGCAGCUGGAUGAGGUGGAGAAAGAAACCAGAUCUAAACUGCAGGAAAUUGAUAUUUUCAAUAAUCAGCUGAAGGAGCUGAGAGAAAUCCAUAACAAGCAGCAGCUCCAGAAGCAGAAGAGCUUGGAAGCUGAGAGGUUGAAACAGAAGGAACAGGAAAGGAAGACAGUGGAGCUGGAAAAGCAAAAGGAAGCUCAGAGGAGGGUCCAGGACCGGGACAAGCCACGGCUGGAGCGGGGACAGCCCGAGGAGGAACCACAGUGGCAGAAAAAACCCCAGGAAGAUGACAAGCAAAAAAGGGAAGAGCUACCCAAGAGGAGGGAGAGUGAGGAGAAGGGGAAACAGGAGAUGCAGGAGAAGCUGAGCAAACUCUUCCAGCCCCAGCAGGAGCCCAGCAAGCCUGGCCAGGCUCCCUGGUCCAAUGCAGAGAAAGCUCCUCUAACCAUUUCUGCUCAGGAGGAUGUAAAAAUAGUGUAUUACAGAGCUCUGUAUCCUUUUGAAUCCAGAAGCCACGACGAGAUCACCAUCCAGCCUGGAGACAUUGUCAUGGUGGAUGAAAGCCAGACUGGAGAGCCAGGGUGGCUUGGUGGAGAACUGAAGGGGAAAACUGGAUGGUUCCCUGCAAACUAUGCUGAGAGAAUUCCAGACAGUGAAGUUCCAGCCUCUGCCAAGCCCGUGGCUGAGCCCUCUGCUGCUCCCAAAGUGUCUGUGCAGGAGAGCUCCACUGCCCUGGGAGCCCCUGCCCCUGCAGAGGCUCCUGCAGCUGCCAACAACUGGGCAGACUUCAGCUCCACCUGGCCAGCAAACAGCAGUGAGAAGGCAGAGAGUGAUAACUGGGAUGCCUGGGCAGCUCAGCCCUCCCUGACCGUGCCCAGCGCGGGGCAGCUGCGGCAGCGCUCGGCCUUCACCCCUGCCACUGUCACAGGCUCCUCCCCGUCCCCUGUCCUGGGCCAGGGUGAGAAAGUGGAGGGGCUCCAAGCCCAGGCUCUGUAUCCUUGGAGAGCCAAGAAGGACAACCACCUGAACUUCAACAAGAAUGAUGUGAUCACUGUGCUGGAGCAGCAGGACAUGUGGUGGUUUGGGGAGGUGCAGGGCCAGAAGGGCUGGUUCCCCAAAUCCUAUGUGAAACUCAUUUCAGGCCCCAUCAGGAAAUCCACCAGCAUGGAUUCUGGUUCCUCAGAAAGCCCUGCUAGUCUGAAAAGAGUAGCAUCCCCAGCAGCCAAGGCAGCCAUGUCAGGGGAAGAGUACAUUGCCAUGUACACCUACGAGAGCUCGGAGCAGGGGGACCUCACUUUCCAACAAGGUGACCUGAUCCUGGUGACAAAGAAAGAUGGUGACUGGUGGACGGGAACGCUGGGUGAUAAAUCAGGAGUUUUCCCAUCUAAUUAUGUGAGACUCAAAGAUUCUGAGGCUCCAGGAGCAGCUGGGAAAACAGGAAGCUUAGGGAAGAAACCUGAAAUUGCCCAAGUUAUUGCCUCUUACACAGCAACAGGCCCAGAACAGCUGACUCUUGCUCCUGGCCAGUUGAUUCUCAUCAGAAAGAAGAAUCCAGGUGGUUGGUGGGAAGGAGAGCUCCAAGCUCGGGGCAAGAAGCGCCAGAUCGGCUGGUUCCCCGCCAACUAUGUCAAACUGCUGAGCCCUGGCACCAGCAAGAGCACCCCCACCGAGCUGCCCAGGCCUGCAGCAGCCUCAGUGACGUCCCCUCCCGCAGUGUGCCAGGUGAUCGGCAUGUACGACUACAGCGCCCAGAACGACGACGAGCUGGCGUUCAGCAAGGGGCAGAUCAUCACCGUGCUCAGCAGGGAGGACCCCGACUGGUGGAAGGGGGAGGUCAAUGGCCACGUGGGGCUCUUCCCCUCCAACUACGUGAAGCUGACCACGGACACGGACCCGAGCCAGCAGUGGUGUGCUGACCUGCACCUGCUGGACAUGCUGACCCCCACCGAGAGGAAGAGGCAGGGCUACAUCCACGAGCUGAUCCUCACCGAGGAGAACUACGUCAACGACCUGCAGCUGGUGACAGAGAUCUUCCAGAAACCCCUGAUGGAGUCUGAGCUGGUCACAGAAAAAGAAGUUGCCAUGAUUUUUGUUAAUUGGAAGGAGCUGAUUAUGUGCAAUAUAAAACUACUGAAGGCCCUGCGUGUGAGGAAGAAGAUGUCAGGGGAGAAGAUGCCAGUGAAGAUGAUUGGGGACAUCCUGACAGCCCAGCUGCCCCACAUGCAGCCCUACAUCAGGUUCUGCAGCUGCCAGCUCAACGGGGCCGCCCUCAUCCAGCAGAAAACAGAUGAAGUGCCCGAGUUCAAGGAGUUUGUCAAGAGGUUAGCCAUGGAUCCUCGCUGUAAAGGAAUGCCACUCUCAAGUUUUCUACUAAAGCCUAUGCAACGGGUAACCAGAUACCCACUAAUAAUUAAAAAUAUCCUGGAGAACACCCCAGAGAACCACCCUGACCACAGCCACCUGAGGCAGGCCCUGGAGAAGGCAGAGGAGCUGUGCUCACAGGUGAACGAGGGCGUGCGGGAGAAGGAGAACUCGGACAGGCUGGAGUGGAUCCAGGCCCACGUGCAGUGUGAGGGGCUCUCCGAGCAACUCGUUUUUAAUUCAGUCACAAACUGCCUGGGACCACGCAAGUUCCUGCACAGUGGGAAGCUCUAUAAAGCCAAGAGCAACAAGGAGCUCUAUGGUUUUCUCUUCAAUGACUUCCUCCUCCUCACUCAGAUCAUAAAACCUCUUGGCUCUUCUGGCACAGACAAGGUCUUCAGCCCCAAGUCCAACCUGCAAUACAAAAUGUACAAAACUCCCAUUUUCCUAAACGAGGUACUGGUAAAAUUGCCCACAGACCCUUCUGGAGAUGAGCCCAUCUUCCACAUCUCCCACAUUGACAGAGUCUACACACUCCGUGCUGAAAGCAUCAAUGAAAGGACUGCCUGGGUUCAGAAGAUCAAAGCUGCUUCAGAACUUUACAUAGAGACUGAAAAGAAGAAGAGGGAAAAGGCCUACUUAGUUCGCUCUCAGAGAGCAACAGGCAUUGGGAGGCUGAUGGUGAAUGUUGUUGAAGGCAUUGAGCUAAAACCCUGCAGGUCCCAUGGAAAGAGCAACCCCUACUGUGAGGUGACCAUGGGCUCUCAGUGCCACAUCACCAAGACCAUCCAGGACACCCUGAAUCCCAAGUGGAACUCCAACUGCCAGUUCUUCAUCAAGGACCUGGAGCAGGACGUGCUGUGCAUCACGGUGUUCGAGCGGGACCAGUUCUCCCCGGAUGACUUUUUGGGCAGGACAGAGAUCCGUGUGGCAGACAUCAAGAAGGACCAGGGUUCCAAGGGACCAGUGACAAAGUGUCUCCUCCUGCACGAAGUGCCCACGGGAGAGAUCGUGGUGCGCCUGGACCUGCAGCUGUUCGAUGAGCCUUAGGAGGGAGGGGCUGCUGUGGAAUCCAGCCAGGUCCCUGCAGGAGGCUCUGCAGAGCUGUCACCGACUCCCUGCUGUGGCACCAAACUGCUGCUCGCCCUUCACACGUCAGAGGGUUAUCAAAGCAAACAGGAGCAUCUUUGUGCCUUGAUAAUUCUCACUGAACACGUGAAUCCCAAUUUAGUGAGGAGAUCUCCCUCAAUCUCUCUGUGUGGAACUUGGUUUCCUGGGCUGGUGAAACAACCCUGCUGUUCCUUGUGCUGCAGUUGGGACGGCUGGCAAAGCACAUGGGUGGCUGUGCUUGCUCCAGAUUCUCUUUAAUCCCGUGGAGGAGGCAGUGUGGGUGUGUUUUGGAGGCUUUCUGAAGGUUUUCCCCCUUCAGGAGUUCUGUGCCUAUUGCUCAGCAGAGUGGUGUGUAAAUGUGAGUGAAUGGAAGGAACAGUUUUGCAGCAAGAAGAUCUUGGAAGAUCUUCAUGAUGGUACUGAAAAGACUUAGAAAAUAAAUAGUCUAUAUCUAUAAACAGAGAAGAUUCUAUUAACAUACCACUUCAUGACUCGUGUUACCCCUGAAAAUAAAAGGUGUCCAGGCCUUCUGCACAGAGAUGAAUUGCACUCCAGAAGAGUCCAGCCCUGGGUCCUUGGAGCCGCUGCUGUCCCCAGGACUGGGCAGGAAGCCAAGGGCGAGCACGGAGCCCUGCUGGGUGCUGUGUGCACCCCCAGGAGCUCCUUUACUGCUGGGGAAGCAGAAACAAUGGUGGCUGCAGCUCAGGCAGCGAGGCUGCAGCUGCAGAGCCUGUGCAGAGCAGCCUGGGGUGCCCGGGUGCGGAGCUGAGCUCACCUGUGUGCAGCCCCACGGGGAGCUGCUGUGGGCACAGCGGGAUCCCACAGCCAGCCAGGGCACUGCCGGGCUCUCCAUCCCUUCUCUGUCCCUGCUGGGCAGAGCUCCGGCUCCAGGCGGGCACCGACCUCUGCUCCCCCCCGGGCACUCCUGGGGCUGCUCUGCUGAGCCGGACUGGGGACGGGAGAUCCCUGAGGGUCAAAUUCCUCUUUGUUCUGCUUGGAUUCCUUUUGUCCACGCCCUGCCGCGCAUCCACUGGUAUUUUUGUAAGGACUUGGUUCCGGAGGGGAGGUGCCAGCCCGUGUCAUUCGCAUGUGAACGUUCUGUGGAGCUGUUGUUAGGUUUUGGUGUUCCUUGCAUGUCCUCUCAGUGCCGGUUCCCACCUCUCCUGUGUCGGCAGUGUUCUCUAGCACUCCAAGUCUUAUUGGUUUCCAUUAGGAAAUUAGGAUAUAUCCAUAACAGGUAGGUAGGUCAGUAUGGUAAUAAGUGUAAACUGUGCUGGGAAGUGUCUGUGUAUUAUAAUUUCCUAAAAGACCACUGUAAUGUUACAAGCAAUGGGAAGGAAAAAAAAAUGUAUGUUGGAGGGACAACAAAGUUUACAUUUCAUACUUUUCAGAAUCGCUUUAUUAUUUAUUUAUUGAAGAUAGUGUAGAAUUUUGUAUCAGAAAUGACAGACAUACUUAUGUAUUUUUUGAAACAAAACAGAGAUACACACUUUAGUUAGAAACUUUCAACUGACCACAUUUUAGAGGGAGUGUGACUUCCUAGGCAUGCAUUUGUUUACCACUAACUGGCUGAAAACACAAUUAAGAGAACUUUAAGUUUCUAUUUUUCAAUGUUGUUAAGAAAAUGGUUUCAAUUAAAAUAUGUAAAUAGUACUAAACCCAUGCUUUCCUAAUUCCAUAUCAAUACAUUUUAUUAAAUAUAAUGUAUAUGAAAAUACACAUUGUUGUGGUAGGAUAAAAAAGUGAUAAAAUCUAUUACUGGAGUACCAUUAAAUGUCAUUGUCUAACCUUUUA
This is a messenger RNA of Oenanthe melanoleuca, 7250 nucleotides long. RefSeq names its product intersectin 1 (gene ITSN1). Gene Ontology annotation, biological process: clathrin-dependent synaptic vesicle endocytosis; positive regulation of Rho protein signal transduction; endosomal transport. The transcript has 40 exons. NCBI's taxonomy places the organism in Eukaryota, Metazoa, Chordata, Aves, Passeriformes, Muscicapidae. Gene Ontology annotation, molecular function: calcium ion binding; protein binding; guanyl-nucleotide exchange factor activity. The coding region runs from base 264 to 5396 and encodes 1710 amino acids. The record is from RefSeq and is a predicted model, not a curated record. Gene Ontology annotation, cellular component: plasma membrane; presynaptic membrane; cytoplasm.